Molecule: messenger RNA, 1968 nt
Organism: Theobroma cacao (cacao)
Lineage: Eukaryota; Viridiplantae; Streptophyta; Magnoliopsida; Malvales; Malvaceae
Product: TOM1-like protein 3
Biological process (GO): protein transport to vacuole involved in ubiquitin-dependent protein catabolic process via the multivesicular body sorting pathway
Molecular function (GO): phosphatidylinositol binding; ubiquitin binding
Source: RefSeq, a predicted model, not a curated record
GUGAAAAAAAAAAAGAAAAAGAAAAAAGCUCACCAAAACAAAAGCAAGCCCUUCAACCAAGUCCAAGAGAAAGCGCAGAAAAAAAAAAAUAGAAGUCAUUCUUCAUAUAAACAUACUACACAAUCAAUCGUUCUCUCUCUUCUUCUUGGUCUUUGUCGUUAGAGGCAGGUGGUCAUGGCUAACAACGCGGCAGCAUGUGCUGAGAGGGCAACUAGUGACAUGCUCAUUGGUCCAGAUUGGGCUGUAACCAUGGAGCUAUGCGACGUUAUAAACAUGGAUCCAGGCCAAGCUAAGGAUGCUUUGAAGGUCCUCAAGAAGCGCCUGGGCAGUAAAAAUCCAAAAAUACAGCUGCUAUCACUUUUUGUAUUGGAUUCUCUCAGCAAAAAUUGUGGUGAGCAUGUUUUUCAGCAGAUUGUGGAGCGCGAUAUCUUGCAUGAAAUGGUUAAAAUAGUAAAGAAGAAGCCUGACUUGAAUGUCAGGGAAAAGAUACUUAUUUUGAUAGACACAUGGCAAGAAGCCUUUGGAGGAUCUAGGGGGAGGUAUCCUCAAUAUUUUGCGGCAUAUAAUGAAUUACGGGCUGCUGGCGUUGAAUUUCCUCCUCGAGAAGAGAAUAGUGUUCCAUUAUUUACUCCACCUCAGACCCAUCCAGUUACUCACCAUCCUGCUUCAGCAUAUGAAGAUGCCGCUAUUGAGGCCUCUCUACAGUCUGAUGCUUCUGGUCUUAGCUUGCCAGAGAUUCAAAAUGCUCGUGGAUUAGCAGAUGUAUUAAUGGAAAUGCUUAGUGCUUUGGAUCCCAAGACCCCUGAGGCUGUGAAGCAAGAAGUGAUUGUAGACCUUGUUGAUCAAUGCCGUUCUUACCAAAAACGUGUCAUGCUGCUUGUGAAUAAUACUACGGACGAGGAACUUUUAUUUCAGGGGUUGGCACUAAAUGAUAAUUUGCAGCGUGUUCUUUGUCGGCAUGAUGACAUUAUGAAAGGAAACACUGUUACCACAGGAGCAGUGGUAGAAACUCCUGUUGUGCCACUUGUUAAUGUUAACCAUGAGGAUGAUGAAUCAGAAGAUGAAUUUGUUCAGCUGGCUCACAGAUCAUCUAGGGAUAAUUCUCAAGGACAGGGCAGGAGAGCACCUAACAAUGAGCCUGGGCGAGUUGGUCCACUUCUUCCUCCACCACCAUCAUCAAAAAGGCCAGUUGCCAGAAAUGCAAGCAUGGUUGAUUAUCUUAGUGGUGAUGCCUACAAAUCUGAGGAUUCCCCUGAAAGAAGUGAACCUACGCCUUACUCUGUUCCAACUCAUACAUACGCAAACCCCUCCCCACAGUUGAUUUCAACUGUAGCUCCAUCGUCACCUCCUUCCCGUUCUGUUGACUCUGGAUCCUUGCCUGUGUUCAGUGGACAGCCUAUUUAUGACAAACCAGGUUCCUUGAGCAAAUCUGCUGAUGCUGAGCAGCUUCCGCCAGCUCCCUGGGACAGUUCUACAGUAAACCUACCGCCACCACCAUCUAAGUAUAAUCAGAGACAGCAAUUCUUUGAGCAACAGCACAGUUAUACUGGUGGAGCUUCUCAUUCCAAUAAUGGAUCAGGUUCCUCUAAUGACAGCUUGGUUGGACAAACUCAAAAUCUCUCUCUUAAUUCAUCGACCCCAAGCGAACAAGUAAAACCAGAAGAUGCUCUCUUCAAAGACCUCGUUGAUUUUGCAAAAGCCAAGUCGUCUUCAUCAUCCAAACCCAAUAGGUCAUUUUGAUCAGCCCGAGUAGUCAGCUUCGUUUUGAGUGGUACAGCUUGUGAACAGUUGUUAGGUUAUCAGUUUUUUGUAUUAGAUUAUGAGUUUUCAUGUUAUUAAAUAAACGUGGGUUCUAAACAUUGCUUAUGGUUUGUCUGUGCUGUUUAUUGGUUUAAUUUUGAGACAAACUGCUCAUUGGAUAUAUUCAUAUAUUUUACAUAUUUAAAUACUGGGAGUAUCAUUUUUUGA